AUGCCUGCCGCCGGAAAAACCAUUGCCCUCAUCAUCGGCAGCACGCGCACGCCUCGCCUAGGUCCUCACAUCCACAACUACAUCAAGAGCGAGUACCUCGACGCUGUUGCCGCCAGCAGCCGCGUGGGCCUGGAAACCAUUGACCUCGCCGACCACCGGCUGCCCAUCUUUGAUGAGCCGUCGCACCCCGCGGGCCGGCCCAAAGAGGACCCCACGGCCGCCUACGCGCACGAGCACACGCGGCGCUGGUCCGCCCUCGUCCGCCGCUACGACGGGUUUGUCUUCUUCACGCCCGAGUACAACGGCAGCGUGCCCGCGGGCCUCAAGACGGCCAUCGACGCCCUCUUCUACGAGUGGGCCGGCAAGCCCGCCGGCAUCGUGUCGUAUGCCGGCCGCGGCGGCGCCUCGGUCGCCGGUCACCUCCGCACCGUGCUCGGCGUCGUCGGCCUCCGCGUCGUGCCGACCACGGCUGGCGUGCCCGCCAACGCCAAGACCCUGGCCAGCUUCGAGGCCGACGGCAAGCCCCGCGACGAGGACCUUGAGCGCUGGGCGGCGGCCACGGUGGCGGAGAACAGCAAGGCGCUGCUCGGCGAGAUUAUCGCCCAGCUGGAUGAGCCCCAGACUCAGUAG
Messenger RNA from Cordyceps militaris CM01, 630 nucleotides. RefSeq names its product NADPH-dependent FMN reductase. Lineage: Eukaryota; Fungi; Ascomycota; Sordariomycetes; Hypocreales; Cordycipitaceae. The record is from RefSeq and is a predicted model, not a curated record. Bases 1 to 630 code for a protein of 209 amino acids. Gene Ontology annotation, molecular function: FMN binding; oxidoreductase activity. The transcript has a single exon. Gene Ontology annotation, cellular component: cytosol.